This is a messenger RNA of Vigna umbellata (rice bean), 1784 nucleotides long. RefSeq names its product microtubule-destabilizing protein 60-like. NCBI's taxonomy places the organism in Eukaryota, Viridiplantae, Streptophyta, Magnoliopsida, Fabales, Fabaceae. The record is from RefSeq and is a predicted model, not a curated record. Gene Ontology annotation, biological process: regulation of mitotic spindle organization; activation of protein kinase activity; mitotic spindle assembly. Gene Ontology annotation, molecular function: microtubule binding; protein kinase activator activity. Gene Ontology annotation, cellular component: spindle; nuclear microtubule.
UCUUUCCUUUCUGUAUUCCUUUCUGCACUAACAAUUUUCACUCUGUUUCAGUUUCUGUCACCAUUUUUCCUCUUCUUUACUUUCUAUUCUCAAACCCAAUUUUGAUUCCAAAUGGAACAACCCACCAACACCACCCACCAAUCAAAAACAUUCACCACACCUUCAAAGAAACCUACAAGAAACUCAGAGAAUGCGAACCCUAAUGUUUCUCACCUUCGAAGCCCUUCUUCAAAGUCCCCUGCUUUGAGAUCCUCCAAAUCAAACACCACCAACCCAAUUGUACAAUCCCCGCAGAACAGGAUCCGGCAGAGGAAGUUCGUGGUGGCUAAGAAGAAGAAUCAAAAGGGUCUUCGAAACGACAGCGUGCUGUGCAAGUGCAAACAUAAAGGUGGCGCGAAGUGCGUUUGCGUGGCGUAUCAGACCCUUAGGGCUUCUCAAGAAGAGUUUUUCCUCAAAGAGAAUAAGUUUUGUGAUGAUGUUGAUGAAGAUGUUGAAGAAGAAGCAAAAACAGAGUGUGAGAGUGUGAAUGCAAUUGAAAUUGAGGGAAGAAAAAGUGAAGCAGUAGAAGAUAAAGAAAAAGAAGACGAGGGAUUCAAUAAACGAAGGAGGGAGAGGGGUAGGUUAUUGGAAGAAGGGGGGAAGAGUACGAGUGUUGCUAAAGAUGGGUUUGGGAAAGUUAUGCAUUUGGUUAAAGCCUUUGAGAAGCUUCUCACUGAACCCAAAGGUUCGGAGGAAAACAAUCACAAGGAGGAUGAUCAUCAUGAAAGGAAAGAUAAUAAGGGCAAAAUGAUGAAUUGGUCUUUGCCUCUGUUACAAUUCGAAGAACAUCAUAAGACAGUUGCAGCGGCCGAUGCAUCUGUUUCUGAUUCUUCUUCGUUUCAUUGUACUUCUGAUUUGGUUUUGACGUCCGAGAACCUUGGCUUGGAUCAAGGGAUUUCAGUUUCUUCCUCAUGGGAUAAUAGCUUUGCAAGUGUGUCUACUGGGGAUAGAAGGAGCCGGAGAAAUAGUUUGGAUUCAUGUGGUACUUUUGGAGGGAGUAAGUUGAAGAGGAAGGAAAAGCAAAAAGUUACUAAGCAAAAACCAUUUAAGCUAAGAACAGAGCAAAGGGGUAAGGUGAAAGAGGAAGAAUUGAUUAAGAAAGAACAAAAGAUGAUGGCUGAAGAAGAAAAAAUGAGGAUACCAAUUGCACAAGGUCUUCCUUGGACAACAGAUGAACCUGAGUGCUUGUUAAAACCUAUAGUUAAAGAGAUAACAAGGCCUAUUGACCUAAAGCUCCAUAGUGAUAUUCGGGCAAUUGAUCGUGCUGAAUUUGACCAACAGGUGGUAGAAAAAUUUAACUUCAUAGAACAACUGAAGCUGGAAAGGGAAAGACAACAGAAGAUGGCAGAAGAAGAAGAAAUAAAGAGGUUGAGGAAGGAACUAGUUCCAAAGGCUCAACCAAUGCCUUAUUUUGAUAGACCUUUUGUUCCAAGGAGGUCAAUGAAGCAUCCAACAAUACCUAGAGAACCCAAGAUUCACAUACCCCAACAUCAACCUAAGAAGAUGAAAUGCUUGUUGUCAUGGAAUGACAUGAAUCCCUGCUCCUCCUAUCUCAACUAAGCUUCCAAUGGCCAUUUUGUCAUAUGAAGUGAAAUAAUGCUUUCAUUUUCCAUAAUUCUUUCACUCCACAAUAUUCAAUUUUGUACAUUGGCAACUCAAUAUAUAGUUGCAAAUUCUUUUGUGCAUAGUCAUGAUAUUUCUCUGAAUUGUGCAAUGAAAUGAAAUGUCACUAUUUUUUUUUUUAA